AUGGCGGUAAUAAGGACGAAUUUGACGAAGAACCUUUUCUCAGCUCUCGGCGGCAGGAUCCUCAAUCCCCUGAGAUCCGGACACGGCGGCUACUCUAAUCCGUUUCCAGCUGCGGCGGCCUAUUCCUCCUCCGCCGCCGCCGCUCUGGAAACUGCGGUGCCGGAGCCAUUCGACCUGUUGGGAGUGAAAGAUUACGAGGAUUACAGGAGGUCUCUGUACGGCGACGUCACUCACAAGGCUCUCCUCGUCGACGCCGUCGGCACUCUCGUAGUUCCCUCUCAGCCAAUGGCUCAGAUAUACAAACAAAUUGGGGAGAAAUAUGGAGUGGAUUGCUCUGAGGAUGAGAUACUGAAUCGAUACAGAAGGGCUUAUGAACAGCCAUGGGGCAGAUCUCGUCUCAGAUAUGUUAAUGAUGGCAGACCAUUCUGGCAACAUAUAGUCACUUCUUCAACAGGCUGCUCGGAUCUCCAGUACUUUGAAGAACUUUAUAACUACUACACAACUGAUAAGGCUUGGCACCUCAAUGACCCUGAAGCUGGGAAAAUAUUUGAUGCCAUUAGGAAAGCUGGUGUUAAGGUGGCUAUUGUGUCCAAUUUCGACACUCGGUUGAGGCCUGUCUUGCGCGCCUUAAACUGUGAUCAUUGGUUCGACGCUGUAGCAGUUUCAGCUGAAGUGGCUGCAGAGAAGCCUAAUCCGACGAUAUUUCUAAAAGCGUGUGAGCUCUUGGGAGUUGAACCUGAAGACGCUGUUCAUGUGGGGGAUGACCGUAGGAACGACGUAUGGGGAGCAAGGGAUGCUGGCUGUGAUGCAUGGCUUUGGGGGAGCGAUGUACGGUCCUUCAAGGAGGUUGCACGAAGGAUAGGGGUGCGAGUCUAA
Linum trigynum is the source of this 876-nucleotide messenger RNA. Lineage: Eukaryota; Viridiplantae; Streptophyta; Magnoliopsida; Malpighiales; Linaceae. The record is from the annotation of a GenBank genome assembly.